Stereum hirsutum FP-91666 SS1 is the source of this 560-nucleotide messenger RNA. RefSeq lists its product as uncharacterized. Gene Ontology annotation, biological process: translation. Gene Ontology annotation, cellular component: mitochondrial large ribosomal subunit; ribosome. The transcript is spliced from 4 exons. The record is from RefSeq and is a predicted model, not a curated record. Lineage: Eukaryota; Fungi; Basidiomycota; Agaricomycetes; Russulales; Stereaceae. The coding region runs from base 13 to 465 and encodes 150 amino acids. Gene Ontology annotation, molecular function: structural constituent of ribosome.
CCUCUUCAAACAAUGCCUUUGUUCUCUUUCGCGGCCUGUUGCGAGGCCAUCCGUUCUCCUUUCUCUUCCCUUGGUUCUGUUCGUACCGCAACAAAGCGAGCGGGAGGCUCAAUUCGCAAUCAUGGUGGCUCUCCCGGAAAGCGCUUAGGUGUCAAAAAGUUCUCAGACGAAUAUGUGAUUCCUGGUAACAUCAUUGUGCGGCAACGAGGCACUCAAUUUCACCCUGGACAACAUGUCAAAAUGGGCCGUGACCAUACAAUCUACGCUACUGUUCCUGGAUUUGUCCGCUUUUACAAGGAGGAACGUUUGCGAACUGUGCGCAAGUAUGUCGGCGUCGUUCUGACCCGCGGCGAGAAGCUUCCCCGGGACGAGACUACCCUCGGCCGCUCACGGUACUUCGGGUUAGUUGACCUCAAUAGUCUCCAGUCCAAUCCACCCGCGGUGGAGACAGCACCAUCACCAUAACGGCUCCUCACUCACUGUAUCCUCUCCUUGGUUUGCAUACCAUCUUCUGCUUGCAUCUAUUCAUCAGGCGUGACAUUUUCCGUCGUCGAUAUCAC